Messenger RNA from Exaiptasia diaphana, 986 nucleotides. RefSeq names its product terminal nucleotidyltransferase 4A. Gene Ontology annotation, molecular function: poly(A) RNA polymerase activity; mRNA binding. The transcript is spliced from 4 exons. Gene Ontology annotation, cellular component: TRAMP complex; nucleolus. NCBI's taxonomy places the organism in Eukaryota, Metazoa, Cnidaria, Anthozoa, Actiniaria, Aiptasiidae. Gene Ontology annotation, biological process: RNA 3'-end processing. The coding region runs from base 415 to 975 and encodes 186 amino acids. The record is from RefSeq and is a predicted model, not a curated record.
UUUUGAGUUGAUACAUGUAUGUUGGUCAAUAGAUAUUUUAAUUAUGUAAUUAAGGCAUGAAUAAAGUUUGUAAAUAUAGCUCGCAACUCUCGUAUGAACUCGGCAACUUGUGAACAAUCUAGUAGCCAAUGUUCAGUGAAAUUCACUGUAAAAGAAAGAAAGAAUUAUGACAAGAGAUAUUUUAAUUUAUAUUUAAGGCAUGAAUAAAGUUUAUAAAUGUAGUUCGCAACUCUCGUAUGAACUCGGCAACUUGUGAACAAUCUAGUAGCCAAUGUUCAGUGAAAUCCACUGUAAAAGAAAGAAAGAAUUAUGACAAGAGAUAUUUUAAUUUAUAUUUAAGGCAUGAAUAAAGUUUAUAAAUGUAGUUCACAACUCUGGUAUGAACUUGGYAACUUGUGAACAAUCUAGUARCCAAUGGYCAGUGAAAUCCACUGUAAAAGAAAGAAAGAAUUAUCACUAACACAGUCUUUUUUAAACCAGGUCCCUAUCAUAAAGCUUACAGAUGAAAAAACACAAGUUAAAAUAGACAUCAGCUUUAAUGUUUCUGCAGGACUGAAUGCUGCUGAAUUUGUUAGAAACAAUAUAGAGACAUAUGAAUGCCUUCCACCAUUGGUUCUUGUACUGAAGCAGUUUUUACUUCAACGUGAUCUAAAUGAAGUGUUCACUGGUGGUGUCAGUUCCUACAGCCUUAUCCUUAUGGUCAUCAGCUUUUUCCAGCACCAUGAAAGGGGUGAUGGUAGGAGUAUUGAGAAAAGCAAUCUGGGUGUUUUAUUGAUAGAGUUUUUUGAGCUAUAUGGAGUUAACUUCAACUAUGCCAAUGCUGGUAUACGUGUUAGAGAUGGAGGAUCCUACUUCAACAAGCAAGAGGUUUUGAAUGAUUUGGAUGACGGCUACAAUGCAUCACUCUGUAUUGAAGAUCCAUUUACAGAAGGUAUGUGUCCACAAAAUGGUGAUAGCAAUGGACCUCUUGGAUGAUAGAGCACAGG